This is a messenger RNA of Ectocarpus siliculosus, 1581 nucleotides long. NCBI's taxonomy places the organism in Eukaryota, Phaeophyceae, Ectocarpales, Ectocarpaceae. The record is from the annotation of a GenBank genome assembly.
AUGCUCGAGGCUGUCCUCGCACACCCUGACAACGAGCCGGAGAAGGCCCUCCAGAAGACGCUCAAGGCGGAAAUCGAGGCGCAGAAGAAGGUUGUGCUGAAGAUGGCCGACGACGUGGAGGCUGAUCUUGAGGCCCCCGAGGCAUUGGACAUCGCCAAGGAAGACAUCUUGCUGUCCAAGAUGGACCAAGAGAGAGAGAGAGUUAACCAGGAGAUGAAGGCGGCAGCGGCCAAGUUCCUGGAGGAGGAGGCGAGGGUCAAGGCGGACAAGGAGGAGAAGAUGACGAAGUUCAGGGAUUCAGCCUGUGACGCCGCGGCAAGGACCAUACAGCAGAUGUACUACGUCUUCAGUGCUACACGCAUCACCCAGAAGAGGGCGAAGGAGGUCUACACCAAGCACUUCGACUCCGAAAACCUGGCCUUCUACUGGCACAACACGCUCAUUGACACCUAUCUGUGGGAGAAGCCAACUGGACUCGGGGGCUGGGACGUGGACCCUGAAGACCGAUGGGAAGUUAUCCCGGGUUCGUACAACCUUCACUACUACUUCAAUCCCAAGAGUUACACGAUGCAGUGGUCCCAGCCUGCCGGCACCGUCAUUUGCAAGGAGUGCGAUCUUCAGUUCAGCACGCGUUGGCGCAACCGAGACUCGACGCCAUUCUGCGAUACCUGCUACGACGCGCGGCACUUCUCGAAAGAAAACCCGUCUACAGGGCCGUUGUCGUACAAGACACUGGACGGUGCAGUGCCCGGCUCGAAAGACCUCGUAGACUUCGACUACAUCUCCGAGCAGCCCGACAUCGCGGUAGAGACGUGGGAGCAACAGCCAAGCUCCUUAGCCAUCGAGGGACAGCCGGUUGUGCCGAUACCGGAGGCGCCGGAAGCAUCGGCUCUCGACGAUGCCGGUGCUUCCGGUAGUGAUGGCGGCAGUCAGUACGCGGUACAGCACUAUGUUGCCGGGACAAGCGACAUCGUGGGGUACGGGCGUUCGGACGACGAACCACAGCCGGCUGGUGUGCGCGACGAGGCUGACGGGGGCACCGGCGAAUCAGAGAUGGAGGAGUACCUGGAUUCACAGCAGACCUUUACGUACGACAAUCCGUCAGAAGGCAUCCUAAACGCAGAGCAAACAGUAGACGUCGGUGGGAAUGACAACAGCCUCAAUACCCCAAAUGGGGCCCUCCCAGAGGGGAGUGAUAGCAGCACCCGAGGUGUUGCUGGCGGAUCGAGCGAUGUCGCGUGGGAAAAAAAGAAAGAAGGCGCCAAAGCCAGCGCUAGCGGCGUCGGUGCAGCGAGUUUUGCUCCAGAAACUUGGGGGUGGGCGACGCCAGGUUCAGCCUCGUCGGAUGACGGCGGCCGUGUAGAACGUGCCAACAGUAGUGGAGAAUUCCAUGACGGGGUGAUGGACUGCCCGGCGACAGGACCACUCCCCGCGGGCUUCGGGGAGAAGGCAGCGACGAACAACGGUAGUGUUGGACUUGGGGGGGGCGAGGCUGCUUCGAUUGCCGGGAUGGAGGGUUUGGUGAAAGCAGAGGCCGGCGAGUAUGAUCCCUCCACGCCGUCGUAUGGGUUGGACGAGUAG